CCGUGAUCUGCGCGUGGAGACCAUGGCGUUCCUGAGCAGUAUGUGACGGGGAAAUAUAACUCAGACAGCGGGCUGUUGCCACAAUAUUUCAAGGGCUGGAUUGGAUUUAAAUCAAGCUGAAAAUGGGCUCUCGCAUCAAGGAGAGCCCUGGGUCUGCCUUUGAGGUGUACAUGGAGGUGGGGCAUUCUGGGACGGCUGGCUCUGGACCAGAGGUGCGAAGAAGUUUCCCUGACACAUACACCGACCAGGAAACGCUGAAGACUAUCCCAAAGUUUUGUUUCCCCUUCAAUGCGGAAAGUAUGACAGUUAGCCAGGUGGGGCAGAACUUCACAUUCGUUCUGACAGAUAUCGAGAGCAAACAACGCUUUGGCUUCUGCAGGCUCUCAUCUGGAGCACACAGUUGCCACUGUAUCCUCAGCUAUCUGCCCUGGUUUGAAGUGUUUUAUAAACUUCUAAAUAUACUGGCGGACUACACAACCAAAGGACAGGACAGUCAAUGGAAAGAGUUGUUAGAGUCUCUGCAUCGGUUAACCGUCCCUGAUCCUGGAGUGCCUGUACAUUUGAGUGUGCAUUUGUAUUUCACAGUGCCUGAUCCGAGAGAGUUACCCAGUAUACCUGAAAAUAGAAAUCUGACCGAGUAUUUCGUAGCCGUGGACGUGAAUAACAUGCUGCAUUUGUACGCUAGCAUGAUGUACGAGAGACGAAUCCUCAUUAGCUGUAGCAAGCUGAGCACUUUAACCGCAUGUGUUCAUGGAGCGGCGGCCAUGUUGUAUCCCAUGUUUUGGCAGCAUGUUUACAUUCCAGUGCUGCCACAGCAUUUAAUAGAUUACUGCUGCGCCCCAAUGCCGUACCUCAUCGGAGUUCAUUCCAGCCUCAUGGAGAAGGUGCGAGGUAUGGCUAUAGAUGAUGCGGUACUUCUCAACGUAGACACAAACACUCUUGAAACGCCGUUCGAUGACCUGCAAAGCCUUCCUAAUGAUGUGAUUUCAUCUUUAAAGAACCGUCUAAGGAAGGUCUCCUCAACGACAGGUGAUGGGGUGGCCAGAGCCUUUCUGAAAGCACAGGCGGCUCUGUUCGGCAGUUAUAGGAAUGCACUGCACAUAGAACCCGAGGAGCCGAUCACCUUCAGCGAGGAAGCGUUCAUCACACACCGGUCAAGCACAAUGAGACAGUUUCUGCAAAAUGCUAUUCAGCUACAGUUCUUUAAACAGUUUAUAGACGGGCGUCUGGAGCUGUUGAAUUCUGGUGAAGGGUUCAGUGAUCAGUUUGAGGAGGAAAUCAAUAUGGGAGAAUAUGCAGGAAGUGAUAAGACUUAUUACCAGUGGCUGUUUACAGUAAAGAAGGGAAGUGGGGCUAUAUUAAACACGGUGAAGACAAAGGCAAACCCUGCAAUGAAGACAGUUUACAAAUUUGCCAAAGAUCAUGCCAAGAUGGGCAUCAAAGAAGUCAAGAGUCGACUUAAACAAAAGGAACUAACAGAGAACGGCUUUUCAGAUGAGCCUGGCUCCACCCACCUACCCUCUACACAAAGCAAGGACUCUCUCACCUGGGACCAGAGACGUCCAAUCACGGUUCACUUCGGACAGAACCCUCCCCAUGAGAACCCCGAGCGAGAACCCUCCCCACAGCCCCCUCGGCCACAACGCCCCCCUCCCCCUCACCCCUCCAAACUUCAGCGCAGCAUACGUCCAACCAGACCCCCUCGACCUCUGGUGCCAAAGAGGCCACGCAGUAACAUUGGAAUUGAGGGAACACCUGAACAUUACGUGCGUCCAACCCGUCAAUAUACAGUGUUUCUGUGCGAGGACUCUUCGGGUGAUGAGCUGUCUCAAGAUGACUCCAUUGCGCCUUUUCCUGAACAGUUCAUGCUGUCUGCCCCCUUUGAAUGGCCACAGCCGUACAGGUCUCUAAAAGAGGCGGAGCUUGUGGAAGAAGGAGAAGAGGUCGGAGAGCGCUUCCAGGGUAACACGGCUCCAUCCAGCCCCGUUCUAGACAAGUUCUCUGACCUCAGCGUGUUGGAGGAUGCCUUCCGUAUCCAGCAGGGAGUGCCAAAGUGUACAGAUGCCACAAAUAACACAAAACCGAGCAUGCACGCCACUCUCAGUUCAGCACGGAGUUUGGAGGAGGUCCGAGCAGACCCACAACAUGCCAACUUCAACUACCAGCGGAUGGAUCUUAGUUCUGAGGAGCGCACAAGGACUCUCCCUGGUCUUAAAACCGCCAAUCCGUACAACAAACUCUGGAGCCAAAAGGGGGAACCCUCUGUGUUACUUGGCCGAGAGUCUCCAGCCUGGGAGAGACCUUUAUCUGUACCACCCCUGGAGACCACUGAGCCAUGUCCACCCAGCAGAGAGAGCUGUAAUUCCACCACAGACAAGGCGGAUGGGCCACGUAUCACCAUUCCUCGCCCUCAAGGUCGAAAAACGCCAGAACCGGGAGCAGUGCUGGCGCCGGCUGUGACCCUGCUGCGCGGGGGUAAACAGGCCAGUGAGAAAGACGGAGGCGUCACCGCUGGAGGGCAGGAGUUUCGGCAAGCCUUAAAUAUGUCCCCCCACUCGCAAACACAAGUGGAGGCAGACUUGUUGAAGCCAGGCGAGCCAAACGAGGGGCAGGGACUUGACUUGCUCAGCCUAUUGGACCCUCUUUGUGGAGCAACAGAGAGUGAGACGGCCCCUCCCACCUCUAAACCUCCUUUACCUCCUCGACCCCAUCCGCCCAACCUUCCCCCCUUCCCUGCUCCAGCAUCACUCAACCCCUUCACCCUACAGCCCCAAUAUCCUCCUCAAAGGCACUACAGUCCUGUUGUCCCAGGCAACCCUUUCGUCCCAGCCUACACGCCUGGUGCCACUUAUUUCCCCACUCCUCCCCGCCCCUUCUCAGUGUUCGGCCAGCCCCCUGCUGCGGGUGUGGCCCCUUCAGGGGGGGCGUGGCCUAUUGGACGUGUCCCUCCAUCCUCUAGUAGUAGUGGCUCCCUUUCAAGUCUUUUAGACUCACCUGCUCCUCCCACUCUCGCCCAGCCUGCGCAAGUCUCCAGCGACGCCCCACAUGACCCAUUCAGUGACCUUCUCACCAUGGCAACCACACCAACUGUAAUGGCCGCACCCCCCAAAAAGAAGGUGGAGGACUUGAGGAGGAGGUGGGAGACGUUUGAUUAGCUCUGCCCACUUGUUCCCUUAACUGCUGCUACCAACCAGUGAGGGACAACAAAUGGACAAGAAAUUUCAAACCAGUGGGUAUUAAAGACUGCGCCCUCUAGUGGCCUGUUGAACGUUUCUUCCCAGAGUGUGUUGUGCUUUUAUUGCGCCUAGCUCGCACACUUAGCCUUACGCGCACUGAUACUCUCAAUGUUUUCCCGUGGCAACGUCAUAAAUCAUGUUGCUUCAAGUUUAACACUGAAAAUCCCGUAGUUACCAGGACAGCACUGUAUACUCUGUAGCUAGCGGUGCAAAUUCCGUAGGGAUGAGACUUCGGAUACAAUACUACAGAUUAUGUACACUAAUGACCCACUUCUUAAUAAGCAUAGUGAAUAGACUGACUUUGUGGCUGUUAAGGUAACAAACAGUACUGUUUUAAUAAUCAUAUUUUUUCGACCUGUAUUUAAACAGAAUCACACCCCAAGUGAGGGUUAAAUUGGCUCUCAUUCCCCUGCCUUUCCCUGCCAAAUAGGUGGCAGACUACACUUCGCACACUACCUGCUAUAUGAAGAGUGCGUUCUAUUUUCUGCAUUCUACACUGCACAUAUACUACAUAGUGCAUUAUACAUAGUGAUAAUGGUAACCGCUACAUACUAAAUACUUUGCACUACCUUACACAAUACAUUAAGUCAUACUGCACAUUGUAUUACAUGCUCUAUACUUCUUUUUAAAUUAAAUGUUAGAGCGAUAGUGGCCCUGUGCAGCGCAAUACUGCCCCCUAGAGGUCUGGCGUGAGAUGUUUGAAGUCAUAAACUCUGCUUGCAUUUUAUUCAGUUACUCCUAACAUAACAAAAUCAGUACAUGACAAGAGAUUGGUGGAUUUGAGGAUUCUUCAAGUAUGUACUUUAUAAAAGCCCUCACUGGAACCGCAAGUUCUGUUUACCUGCUCGUUGGCCUGAAGUAUUAAAGUAGAGCCUCUGAAACAGGGUUCUGUUGAGUUUCUUAGUAGUUUAGAUACUGACUGUCCACUUGCUUUCCGUCGGAAAUCCUUUGUUUGUCUCUUUUUAUUCCGAACGUCACGUGAUAGAUUUAUAGCUUUCAUAAAGCGACCAAUCAGCACGCCCCCUUUUUUUUAAGCACUGCUUCAAUCCAGUGAUUUGCUACUGCCAUGCACACUGCAUUAUGGGUAUUUAUUGUAAUAGAGCUGUUUUUGUGCUUUUUAAACAUGCAUACUGCUUUGCAGUGUGUUACGAUAAACUCUAACAGCUGAUUUUCUCGCCUCUUUUUUUGCUUUUGUUCAGCGUUUAAGAGACGCAUAAGGUUGUUUCUUGACUUUUUUGCUAUACCUUCUGCUUUUUUGACUUGCAAGUAGGAGAACACUGUUUGUGCAUAUCUUGACACGGAGAAAAAAAAACAUUGAACUGUGUGUACAACCAAACGCUCAGAUCCAAAAGAAACACGAUGUAUUUGUCAAUGUCAGGGAGCAUCAGGGAGUGGUGUUUCUUUGGUUUUACUUGUUGUAUUUAAAUAUAUGAAAUAAUGUUAUUUGUGUUAUUAAAGUGUUCUUGAACAUCUGUAUUUACCCUAUAGCGCUGUUAGAAAAAUCACUUGUUUUUUACGCGAUUAGGUCACGUUCCAACUUUGGCCUUAAGUGUGUGUCUGUGUGUGUGCUGAGAGCUGUUUGUGAUGUGUGUUUCAGUUUAUGGGAAAAAAUUGGGUUAAAAUGACAUAUAAUGUAUUCGUUUUAAAAGCGUUUUAUUUGGAAUGAUAGAUCUGUACUUUCUGGGAAAUCGCACUGAACGUUCAAGGCAAAAGCGUCCGUGGAAUCGGAAGAUAAGACAGAAUGUGAUGAAUGUCAAAGUUUAGUGGUACUGCACUUGCCAAUCUUUCUGGUAUUCAUAGUUUGUUAAAGUUUUAGUGCAGUUCCCAAUGAAUCUAAAGGUUUGAGCUUGACAUGUCUUUAACAAAAUAUAAAGUAGGCAUUUAUGUUAAACUGGUCAGAAAUGCUGUUUCUUGUGCUUCUAAGAUCCAGAAAUUUAGUAGAGCUGUGUAUUUAUUGCCUUAUACAAUCUGAGACUGACCUUGAAUUUUGUCAAAUGCCGAAGACAUCUAAGGAGUCAAAUAGAGGAUGUUUUAGAUAUGACUGCUAGAAUGAGAUUUUCUAUGCCUCUCUAUGAGCUGAAUAUUGCUCUUCUGUGUUUGCUUCAAUGGGGUUGAACUGAGAGCUCCGUUCCUCUGCCUUGUAUUCUUCAGAUGUUCUCUGCGUUUCAUCGUUCAUGGUUUACAUGUUUUACUUUUUAAAGGAACAUCAAAAUGCUCUUACACCCUGAAAAGAGUGAAUGCGUUUUUUUAAAUGAUUUCAGGGACAUGGGCACUUUAGGUAAAAUGAAACGGGCAUCACACAACAGGCAAUGAUGUUAUACUCAUCUUCACCAAAAGUACAACUCUUUUAAUGAAGUUUUCUGUGAAUGUAACCUUGGGAGUUUUCCAAUGCAGCACAUACAGUAUUUAUUGUUAUAUAUGAGUUUAAGCUGUGACAUUUUAAUUCACACAGAAAUUUGAUCUGCAGAUGCUUUGAUUGUCUUAUGUUUAGUGUUAAGAACUGCAUCGGGUUCAAUGUAUUCAAUAACAUCCCACACCCGUGAAUGAGUUACUGAAUGUGGCCAUGAAUUUAAAGGCCGAAAAUGUGUCAAACUACAGUUAAAGAAUGGAGCUAAAGGAGGUUUUAUUUUAGUUUUGCGUGUUGAAACUCUCUUGAAAGCAUCAUUUGGGGUUUGUAUGUGGAGUCGCAAACAACGAUGAUGCCCAGCAGUAAACUUUGCAAAACAUUUCUGCAAUGUAUUGAUUUAUCUUGGAAUGUUUUCUGAUGUGAACGUGUAUCUUGUUUUGUUGUUUUUCUAUCAUUUUGCACUGCAUUUGAUUUGGAUGUUUAUUUGUGUAUGUCGUGAUUAAAGAGCAUACAGUAUAUUCCC
This is a messenger RNA of Triplophysa dalaica, 6106 nucleotides long. It is a transcript of the gene dennd1a, whose product is annotated as DENN/MADD domain containing 1A. Bases 123 to 3155 code for a protein of 1010 amino acids. Gene Ontology annotation, molecular function: phosphatidylinositol phosphate binding; guanyl-nucleotide exchange factor activity. Gene Ontology annotation, biological process: endocytic recycling; endocytosis. The record is from RefSeq and is a predicted model, not a curated record. NCBI's taxonomy places the organism in Eukaryota, Metazoa, Chordata, Actinopteri, Cypriniformes, Nemacheilidae. Gene Ontology annotation, cellular component: clathrin-coated vesicle; cytosol. The transcript is spliced from 24 exons.